UCUUCAAACCGAAAGAAAACAGGACAGCCCGUCCAAGGAGUGCGGUGGCAGCGAUAUUUCGCCCCCCCCAAAAUAUAUAGCCUACAUACGGUAUCGUGCGACAGUUGUGUGAAUUGACGCAGCGGUUUUCUUAUUAGGUAUGUUCUGUCAGUGUCUCAUCUACUGACUAACGUACGUGGUGGUUUGUACAUUAGUAGAAAUCGACCCAAGAUGAAGGAUGGCUGUGGCCUGUUCCUGAGGCUGCAAGAGAAAGGCCUGCUGGAUGACCACUACUUCCUGUCCCAGCUUCUCAGUGUCAUUGGUCGAAUGGACCUGCUCCACCUCCUGUAGCCGGAGUGAACGGCCCACACCCAGGCUGACGCAAGCCCUGCCCUUUCACAGUACAGGAGGAUGUUGUAUAAGGUCUCGGUAGAUGUAACUCAGGAGAAUGUCACUAAGAUGAAGUUUCUGCUGAGUGAUAAACUGCCCAGAGGACGACUGGAUCUCUGCACUACAGCCCUGGAGGUGCUGUGUGAGAUGGAGAGGCAGGGGCUUCUGACAGAGGACAGACUGGACGAGUUACAGAGGACACUGGAGCAGUGUGACACACCGCUGACCCACAUAGUACGCCAGCACAGAAGAGGUGAGGAUGGGUAAAGCAUGAGUUUGUACUCAGAUGCAGACACGGCACCUCAGACUGGGUCUCGGCCUGACCAGAUGGAGCGCUAUCCUAUGACCCUUAAUCCUCGGGGGACGUGCUUCAUCAUCAAUAACCACCACUUCCUAGCAACUUCAGAUCUGAGGGACAGACCAGGGACUGAGCAGGACGAGAGUAGGCAUCCUUGCUCACCUUAUUGGUUGAUAUUAUGGGCAUGAUCUCAUUCAGUGAAGCCCAUUGGCCAAUCUGGAUGUAAAAUUCUGUCAUCUCUCUUUCUUUCUCUCUCUAGGGGCUCUUUUUAGUGUGUAUAUUGGUCUCAGGGACCCUACCACAGCUUCCUGUACCUUGGCCCAUCUCCCAUCAGAGAGAGUGUGACAUAGAGAUAGAAAGAGGACUCAUCCUUAUAUCUUUGCCAUUAUAGUGCCUGUGACAGCAUGGGCAGCGCCAUUGAGGCUACAACCCAUAUAAAUCCCCACCUAGUUGACUACUUUAAAAUGGU
Molecule: messenger RNA, 1136 nt
Organism: Salvelinus namaycush (lake trout)
Lineage: Eukaryota; Metazoa; Chordata; Actinopteri; Salmoniformes; Salmonidae
Product: caspase-8-like
Exons: 6
Biological process (GO): regulation of apoptotic process
Molecular function (GO): protein binding
Source: RefSeq, a predicted model, not a curated record